Gamsiella multidivaricata is the source of this 2766-nucleotide messenger RNA. RefSeq names its product histidine phosphatase superfamily-domain-containing protein. Gene Ontology annotation, molecular function: metal ion binding; ATP binding; diphosphoinositol pentakisphosphate kinase activity. NCBI's taxonomy places the organism in Eukaryota, Fungi, Mortierellomycota, Mortierellomycetes, Mortierellales, Mortierellaceae. The record is from RefSeq and is a predicted model, not a curated record. The transcript is spliced from 7 exons. Gene Ontology annotation, biological process: inositol metabolic process; inositol phosphate biosynthetic process. Bases 1 to 2766 code for a protein of 921 amino acids. Gene Ontology annotation, cellular component: cytosol.
AUGGACGACAAGGCCCGAUCCAAGCCCAUGCGCAACAUUCUUGAUCGACUGCUGAACAACGGACCCUUUGAGGCCAUCAUCUUUGGUGACAAGUGCAUCCUUGAUGAAGAUGUCAGCACGUGGCCAGCAUGCGAUUUCUUCAUAUCAUUCUUCUCAAAGGGCUUCCCUCUUCACAAAGCUAUCGAAUAUGUUAAGCUCAGGACACCCUUUUGUGUGAAUGAAGUCGAUAUGCAGACCGUCCUCUGGGACCGACGACUGGUGCUGGAGAUUCUGGAAAAGAUCGGAGUACCUACGCCAAAGCGACUGACUAUGGAUCGGGAUGGAGGCCCUACACUGGACGACCGAGUCCGUCAAAAACUCAAGCUGCGUGGCGUUACUCUAAUGGAAAAGCGACCUGUUCCAGAGUUCAAGGUUAUUGACCAGGAUACCAUCCAGAUUGGCGAUCAAAUCCUGGUAAAGCCAUUCGUUGAGAAACCAGUCUCGGGAGAGGACCACAACAUUCACAUCUACUACCACUCAUCAGCUGGAGGUGGAGCGAGACGACUCUUCCGUAAGAUAGCCAACAAGUCGAGCGAAUACGACCCAGAUUUGUCCAUGCCUAGAACAGACGGAUCGUACAUUUAUGAAGAGUUUAUGGAUGUCGACAAUGCAGAGGAUGUCAAGGUCUACACUAUUGGCGAUCAUUUCGUGCACGCAGAAACCAGAAAAUCUCCAGUCGUGGAUGGACUUGUGCGCAGAAAUACGGAUGGAAAAGAGAUUCGCUAUGUUACGCAGCUCACGCCGGAGGAGAAAAAGAUGGCAGCCGGGAUCUGUAAAAUGUUUGGUCAGCGCGUCUGCGGAUUUGAUCUGCUUCGAGUCGGUGGCAAAUCUUACGUGAUCGAUGUCAAUGGCUGGUCUUUUGUCAAAGGCAACAACUAUUACUACAACAAUUGCGCCAGCAUUCUGCAGGAAACUUUCUUGCGUAACGCCCAUCAGCGUAAACUUUCUGAAGUCGUCUUCCCCAAGGAGCUCAGCGCCGAAAAUUCAUGGAGAUUGAAGGCCUUUGUGUCUGUAUUCCGCCAUGCAGACCGGACUCCCAAGCAAAAGAUGAAGUUCUCUUUCAGCUCCGCACCUUUCCGUGAACUUCUCAACGGUGGCGGAGAGGAGGUCAUCAUUCGGCAAGCCAGGGAUUUAAAGCUUGUCUCGGCCGCUGCCGAACAGGCCAUGAAGGAGGGUCUUGAGGACACGAACAAAUUGAUGCUGCUCAAGACCAUCCUGGACAAAAAGUCAAACCUGCCAGGAACUAAGGUCCAAGUCAAGCCAACUAUCACCAAGGACGAGGAAGGCAACUCUAAAUCGGUUAAGCUAAAGAUUAUUGUCAAAUGGGGAGGCGAGUUUACGCAUGCUGCAAAAUAUCAAUCCAGAGACCUGGGAGACAACCUUCGCAAGGACUUGCUGAUCAUGAACAAACACGUCCUGGACGAUGUGCAGAUUUUCACUUCCUCGGAGCGACGCGUUCGCGCCACAGCAGAGCUCUUCACUCAACGUUUCCUCGACAUUCGCGAGGUCCCCAAGGACAUGCUGCUGAUCCGCAAGGAGAUGCUUGACGACAGCAAUGCCGCCAAGGAAAAGACCGAUGCAGUCAAGAAGGAGCUCCACGACCUCUUGCAGCCUGACCAUGCCAAUGAGAUUCAGCAAAUAUGGCCAAAGGGCGCCGAGGCUCCGGGGCAGCUAGUUCAGGAUAUUAUCGAGUCCAUGCGAACACUCCGCGAUGUCAUGCGCAGGAAUUUCGAGCGCCUGGACGUGACCACCCUUCAAAGGACGUGGUGUUGCUACGAGAGCCCUACAUUGUUCUUUGAACGUUGGGAAAAGAUCUUUGGGGAAUUUGCGGAUGGUGAACUAAAGGACUUUGAUCCAUCUAAAGUCUCGGAGUUGUACGACUCGCUCAAAUAUGAUGCACUCCAUAACAGGGCCUUUUUGGAAAACAUUUUCGUGGACAAGGAGGCAGGCACUGGGGUGGGACCCAUCAAGGAUUUGUAUGCAAAGGCCAAGAUCAUGUUUGAUUUUGUAUCGCCGCUCGAGUAUGGAAUCAGUGAGACAGAUCGGCUGGAGAUCGGGCUAUUGACUAGCUUACCGCUACUCAAGCAGGUUGUCGAGGACCUGGAAUCUGCAAAGCGAUCCGCUACCCCAUGCACACGGCUUUACUUCACCAAGGAAUCCCACGUUCACACGCUGUUGAACAUCGUAUAUCUUUCCGGUAUACCAACCCGCAUCAGCAAAAGCGAAAUUCCAGAACUCGACUAUUUAACCCAAAUCACAUUCGAGUUGUAUGAGAGAAGCGGCCCCGGGACACCCUUGAGCUCCCCUGUCAAUCCAAGCAUCUCCACUUCGCCGCACGGUCCGCAAUCACCUCAGUCGCCCGAGUACUCACUUCGUAUCGGAUUUUCACCUGGCGCAGGCAACCCCAACAUCCUCGAUUUGCAAAUGGAUUCGAAGCAUUGUCUUUCAGUCAUGCCGCGGCGCAACCUGACCGACCACCUGCCCCUCGACGCAGCUCUGCGGUAUUACAAGACUCAAGUCCGUAACCCUAAGUAUAAGAGCGUCAACCGACGCAUCCGCGAGAGUCGCAUGCUUGGGCACAAGUUGGUGGUCGCGAACGAGGGUGAAGAGGAGGCCCUGAUCCACGACGAGGCGCCUUUGAUGGUCGUUGGGUCUCCUAUUGGUCCCAGUGGCGUAGAUUUGCAGUUUGCGAAUAGAACAGCAGGAGCAGACAAUUCGUCCAAGUGA